AUGGGCUGCGACCUGGCUAGUCCCCAACAUGAACUGACCCAUCUACUUCGUCUCGCCGAGCCUCGGUUAGUUAUAACUGCUCCAGGGGCCCUAUCCAGGGUUUUGGAGGUGUGCAGCCUGCAGGAAAUCUCCCCGAGUCAAGUCAUUCUGGUGGAUGAGCACUCCAUUGACACCAUAGUCCAAUUUGCACACGGUCAGGCGGAGCAGACGGAGGAUUCCAAUCCCCAGAUAGUCGACCCGUCUAUUCGCCUGGAGGAUCUGCUCCACUACGGGGAGACCGACUGGCUUCAGUUCAACGACAGCGAACAGAGCAAGACGACCCCGGCUGCCAUGUUCCUGACCAGUGGCACCAGUGGGCUCCCCAAAGCCGCGAUCCGAACCCACCACACGAUCAUUUCCCACCAUCUGAGCGUUCACUAUCAAGUGCCAUACCCCGUCGUCCGUCUGAUGGCACUACCGAUGUACCACUCUUUUGGCGACUUCUGGACCAACAUCUUCCCCAUCCGGUACGGCGAGCCUCUUUACGUUCUUCCGCGAUUCGAGAUCUCCACUUUCCUCGACAGCAUUCGCCAGCACUCCAUCUCGGAGACGUACAUGGUCCCUGCCAUGGUCCAUAUUCUAAACAAGACCUCUUUGCAUGUAGCCGAGAGCUUAUCUUCCCUGCGUUAUGUCGGAAUAUCCGGUGCCCCCAUCGACGGGCACUCUAUGCAGCAAUUCCAGAGCCUCCUGUCACCAGAAGCUGUAGCAGGAAAUUUGUGGGGUAUGUCUGAGGUUGGUGUGGUGUUCCAGAAUCGCUACGGGGUAACACCACAAUUUGGCAGUGUGGGGACUCUGCUACCUGGAUAUGAGCUGCGUUUUGUCGAUCCCGACACGGGCGAAGAUGUCGCCGGGACAGCAGACUCCCCUGGAGAGUUGUAUAUCCGUGGGCCGGGGCUGCUCUUGGGAUAUAAAGGGCGGACUGACGACAAAGACGAGCAAGGAUGGUUCCGAACGGGGGAUAUGGUGCAUGUGCGAGACGGAAAUUACUUCGUCAUCGGACGGACAAAAGAUCUCAUCAAAGUUCGAGCGUAUUCUGUCGCCCCCGCAGAGAUUGAAGGUAUUCUACUGAAGGACCCGGGUAUCAAGGACGCAGCUGUCAUAGGGGUCAUGCUUCCAGAUGGCAGUAGCGAGGUCCCCCGGGCCUAUGUCGUCCGCACUGGUAUAUCUCCCGAGACGACGGCGGAUCAAGUGGAAAGCCUGAUCCAAGGCCAACUGGCUAGCUAUAAAGCCCUAGAUGGAGGUGUGGUCUUUGUGGACGAGAUUCCGCGGACGGGUAUCGGAAAGCCCCAUCGAGUGAAGCUCUCACAGCUGGAUCGUCAACGGGAGAAAAUUGCCUCUAUUCUUGGUCUGUCUGUUGCUGUACAGUGA
Penicillium coprophilum is the source of this 1407-nucleotide messenger RNA. It is a transcript of the gene pyr1, whose product is annotated as nicotinic acid-CoA ligase pyr1. Gene Ontology annotation, molecular function: CoA-ligase activity. NCBI's taxonomy places the organism in Eukaryota, Fungi, Ascomycota, Eurotiomycetes, Eurotiales, Aspergillaceae. The record is from RefSeq and is a predicted model, not a curated record. The transcript has 2 exons. Bases 1 to 1407 code for a protein of 468 amino acids. Gene Ontology annotation, biological process: secondary metabolic process.